Molecule: messenger RNA, 1581 nt
Organism: Camellia sinensis
Lineage: Eukaryota; Viridiplantae; Streptophyta; Magnoliopsida; Ericales; Theaceae
Source: RefSeq, a predicted model, not a curated record
UGGGCCUUUCAAGAGCAAAGCUACAGAACAGCUGGGAGCCCCGUUCGUAUCACAAAUAAGAACUUCAUUGACUAUCUCUUCGUGCAAAAUUUGGAGGUUGCCAUACAAUAUGAUUUGCCAAUGCAGAUACACACUGGUUUUGGAGAUAAAGAUUUGGAUUUAAGACUCUCCAAUCCCUUGCAUCUCCGCACCCUUCUUGAGGACAAGAGAUUCUCUAAGUGCCGCUUAGUACUUUUACAUGCAUCCUACCCAUUUUCAAAGGAAGCAUCAUAUCUAGCCUCCGUUUAUUCUCAGGUUCUUUUGGGGUUCUCUGUCCCUGUUGGUGCUAGUGCUUGGGUGGAUCUACUAAUUGCUUUUCAAGUACUAGUGAAGGCAUUGGUUAGCAUGGAUCCAGGUGAUGACACGGAGUUGCACGGAGUUUCUAAAGAAACAAUUUCAAGAAUUCAUGGCUGGUCUCAUGUCUUUACCAAUUAACAUACCUGGAAGUAGACUCCACAAGUCAUUACAAGCAAGUUAAUUAUAUAGUCACAUUAAUUUCUUUAUUUUUCUUAUUUUACACUAUUAUGAGAAAUUAAUAAUAAAUUUGAAGAUGGGUUGUUUCAGGCAAAGAAGAAAAUGUUGCAGGCAAAGAGGGAAUAUGAUGAAGUUUUUUUUAUUUGUUCUUGUUCUUUUACUUUUCCCUCCCUCUAAUUCUUUUUAUCUUGUUUAAUUAGAUUAUAGCGUACUGUAUGGUUCCAAAUGUAUCAUCUGUUGCAUGUAGUUUAGGCUCAUCUUUGGAUAUAGUUGGAAGACAAGUGGUAUUUUUAAUAUUAUAAGCCAUAUUAGUGUGUUUUCUAUUCCUUUUUAACUUUUUUUGGGCAAAUUACACUUCUUGACCAUUUUCAUUUUAAUUGAUGUAUUUAAAGUCUGAAUUGUUUCUAUUCUUACGUAUGCAAUGCAUUGUUUCUUAUUCUUAAUUUUGUUUUCAAGUUUAGUUUAUUUAUUAUUUUAAUAAACAUCAAUUAUUAGUUCUUGAAAAUUGUUUGACAGGUAUUUUUCAAGCUUAGUUUAUUUAUUAUUUUAAUAAACAUCAAUUAUUAGUUCUUGAUCAUUGUUUGACAGGUAUUUUUUUUAUUCAACCAUAUAAAAUUAGCACAAUUUAAAAAUUUUAAAAAAAAGGCUAUGGCGGCAUUUAAAAAACGUCAAUAUAUCCCAUCCCAACGACUAGAUUUUUAAAAUGUAUGAAUGUCUAUGACGGCGUUUUCAAAGACGUCGCUAAAUGUCAUAGUGACGUCAUAGCCAGUUAGGAAAGGACAUUAAAAACGCCGCCUAUAGUAAUAUAAUGACGUUUUUCAAAUGUCAUAAAGUUAUAGCGACGGCCGCGUCGUCGGCGUUUGGUACUAAACGUCACAAAAAGAAAUAGCGGCGUUUUUCGUACUUUUAGCGGCAUUUUUUAAACGCCACUAAAAGUAAAUUUUCCAGCAGUGAGUUGGGUUCUAACUUCUAUGCUUUUUUAUUUUAUUUUAUAAAUAUGUUCAAUUUUCUUUGGUUUGGUGAAAACAGGGACAGAGAAAAUUAUGAAUAAAUCAGAGAAAUUUUGAA